Molecule: messenger RNA, 1693 nt
Organism: Mya arenaria
Lineage: Eukaryota; Metazoa; Mollusca; Bivalvia; Myida; Myidae
Product: ribosome-recycling factor, mitochondrial-like
Exons: 7
Coding region: 480-1325 (281 amino acids)
Biological process (GO): translation
Cellular component (GO): mitochondrion
Molecular function (GO): ribosomal large subunit binding
Source: RefSeq, a predicted model, not a curated record
AAUGUAGCCGGUGGCUAGAAACUUUAGGAAUACUAAAACCUGGUAUCUGUGUUGACCUCAGAGCAAUGUUAUCUGUGUGCUGACAAGGUCUUACUCUCAGUCGUUAGUCCAAAUAAUUGUAUUAGUCAGGUGAACAGAGGUGGUGGCUAGAAACUGCUGGAAGCUAAAUACUUGGUAUCUAUGUUGGUCUCAGAGUAUUGCGAACUGAAUGAUAAUAAUGAAAAAGGUCCAGGCUGGUCAGUGUCUCUUAAAGCCUCAAAACUUCAAGGAGAGAAGGCCAAUAUGAUCAAAGUUUUUAAACCAAUGAGGUGUAAUUGAAUGUGUUUAUUUGUAUAGUCCUUUCAACAUUAAAUAAUUUUCUCAUCAUUGAUGACAAUCAUAAGGCAAGAAAGCCUAAGAAAAAUGAAAUUAGAGAGCAGUUCAUAUAUAAGCUGUAUGACACUGAUUGAACAUUCAGCUGGAAAUUUGAUACGUAAAGAAUGUUGCAUCAAAGGCCUAUUCGACAAUUACUUCAACUAGUGCAAGCUUCACGUACAAAUGUUAAAUCAUCAGUGGUAAAACAAACCCUUGCAGCAUGCAGAGAAAAUCAGACAAUGUGUCACAGAUCCCUUAGCCAUUUGGCAGCAACAACCACUAGCACACAUAUGCAUGGGAAUGAUCAAGUUUGUCUGCAAAGAUCAUUGCCACAGCUGUUAUAUGUGCCGGUACGACACAAGAAGGGAAUGGACAAACAAAGCAGGAAAGGCCAAAAAGGCAGUGUAGUUCUUGAAGAUUCAGAAAUGGAAGAAUUUGUGGACAUUCAUCAUUAUCGACUGGACCUUGAUCGCAUUUUGGAUGAAAUGAGGCAGGAAUUUCUACAAAACCUUUCCUUACGAACUAACAUCGGUGUUUACGGAAAGCUGAACAUCAAAACAAAUGAUGGCACAUUUCCUCUCAACCAGAUAGCCGCCAUUGUCCAGAAGUCUCCUACACUCGUGGUCAUCAACAUGGGGAAAUCUGCUCAUUACAUUGCUAAUGUGAUGUCAACCCUUACCAACUCAGGGAUGAAUUUGAACCCCCAGCAGGAAGGUCAGGCGACAAUCUAUCUCGCCAUACCAAAGGUAUCCACGGAACACAGAGAAAAGUUAUCAAAGAGUGCCAAAACAAUCUUCAACAAAACGAAAGACAAUUUAAAUGGUGUGUACUCCAAGUACCUGAAAAACGCCGGCCAAAGAAAGCAGGCGUUGCCAAGAGAAGUAAACCAACAGAUGUUGAUGGAGAAAGAUGAUCAUGUGAAGAAUGCCGAGAUCAUGAUGAAGGCAAAAAUAGAUGAACUGAUGGGAUAAGCCAGCUUCUAAUGAUUAAAAACUGGCCUUGCACUUAAAUAUAUGGAUGAAUUUGACCUUGAACUUAAGGGAUUAAUUGGCGUGGAGCUGUUUAAAUAUGGUGAAUGAUUUAUAGGCAAGUGGAGUAAAAAGUGUUGAGACAUUUUGUGACAAGAGAAAAACUGAACCAUCCUUUACUACCAGGGGGCUAGGGAAAUAUAUGGUAUGUGUUUUAAAUUCAGGAAAAAACCUGUCAUUUAAUGAAAUGAAAUGUAUUUCUCAGUCAUGGUGAAUGACUUGUCAGGAAUAUUGUUUGUCUUUUAAUGAAAUGUAUGUGCCAGUUAUGGUAAAUGAAACCAUAUUAUUAAACAAUAUGUCACCAUCACCAA